AUGGGGAUUCAAGGGUUACUUCAGUUCAUCAAAGAAGCUUCUGAACCCAUCAAUGUGAAGAAGUACAAAGGACAGGCAGUAGCUGUGGACACCUAUUGUUGGCUUCACAAAGGAGCUAUUGCUUGUGCUGAAAAGCUAGCUAAAGGGGAACCUACAGAUAGGUAUGUAGGAUUUUGUAUGAAGUUCGUUAAUAUGCUGCUGUCUUAUGGGGUCAAACCGAUUCUCGUAUUUGACGGUUGUACUCUACCUUCGAAGAAGGAAGUGGAGCGGUCUAGAAGAGAGAGACGUCAAAGCAACCUUCUUAAAGGGAAGCAGCUUCUUCGAGAGGGGAAGGUGUCAGAAGCCCGAGACUGCUUCACUCGCUCUGUCAACAUUACACAUGCCAUGGCCCACAAAGUAAUCAAAGCUGCUCGAGCUCUGGGCGUGGACUGCCUCGUGGCUCCGUACGAGGCUGAUGCUCAGCUGGCCUAUCUUAGCAAGGCUGGCCUUGUGCAAGCUGUCAUCACAGAGGACUCUGACCUCCUCGCAUUUGGCUGUAAGAAGGUGAUUUUAAAAAUGGAUCAGUUUGGAAAUGGAUUGGAAGUUGACCAGGCACGGCUAGGCAUGUGCAAGCAGCUUGGGGAUGUAUUCACGGAGGAGAAGUUCCGGUACAUGUGUAUUCUGUCAGGCUGUGACUACCUCGCUUCCCUUCGAGGGAUUGGCUUAGCAAAGGCCUGCAAAGUACUGAGACUGGCCAAUAACCCUGAUAUCGUAAAGGUUAUCAAGAAAAUUGGGCAUUAUCUCAAGAUGAAUAUAACGGUGCCAGAGGAUUACAUCGCAGGAUUUAUUCGCGCCAACAAUACUUUCCUCUACCAGCUAGUGUUCGACCCCAUCCAAAGGAAGCUCGUCCCUCUGAAUGCCUACGGAGAUGACGUCAAUCCUGAAACACUGUCUUAUGCUGGGCAGUAUGUCGAUGAUUCCAUAGCUCUUCAAAUAGCACUUGGAAAUAGAGAUAUAAAUACUUUUGAGCAGAUUGAUGACUACAGUCCAGACACUAUGCCAGCCUACUCAAGAAGCCAUAGCUGGGAUGACAAAGCACAUCAGAAGUCACCUGUUGCCAAUAGCAUUUGGCACAAGAAUUAUUGUCCUAGACUUGAGGUGAAUAGUGUUUCCCAUGCUCCUCAGUUGAAGGAAAAUCCAACUACUGUGGGCCUUAAACAAGUGAUUAGUACUAAAGGGUUAAACCUUACGAGGAAGUCUUGCGUGUUGAAGAGACCAAGAAAUGAAGCGCUGUGUGAAGAUGACCUGCUGAGCCAGUAUUCAUCAUUUACAAAGAAGAUCAAGGAAAAUGGCUGUGGGGAUGGCACAUCGCCUAACUCUUCUGAAAUGUCCGUGCCCUGCCCUGAUGCUGGGACUGCUCACAAGACAGAUGCACACACCCCGUCUAAGACGAGGAAUAAAUUCUCAACGUUCUUACAGAGGAGGAAUGAAGAAAGUGGUGCAGUCAUAGUUCCAGGGACCAGAAGCAGGUUUUUUUGCAGUUCUCCAGAUUUUGACAACUUCAUACCAAAAAAAGGCAGCAGCCAGCCUCUAAAUGAAGCUGUUGCCACUGGCAAAGCCACCACCAGCCUCCUCGUGGCAUUGGACUGUUCAGACACAGAAGGCCAGAAGCCGGUCGGCACAGAUGGAAUGCACAGUCCAAAUCCUCAGAUUCCAGGCUAUGUAACUGUGUCUCCUGAGGAUGAGGCUCAGUCUUCUGAGACCAGCAAAUCCCUGGGGACACUAAGAAGUUGUUUCAGUUGGUCUGGUACUCUCGGGGUGUUUUCAAGAACUCCAAGUCCCUCAACAAGCACUACACUGCAACAGUUCCGGAGAAAGAGUGAGCCCCCCACCUGUCUUCCUGAGGCCUGUGCUGUCACUGACACAUGUGAUUCAGAGCGUGAGAUGUCAGGUGAUAAGUCUCAACCCUUGCAUGAGCUGGGCUGCUCCUCAUUGUCUCAGGAAAGCAUAGACUCCACAUGCAGCUUAAAUGCGUCCAGUCUCUCCCAGCCUUCCAGUAAGGAUUCAGAUUCAGAGGAAUCGGAUUGUAACAAUAAAUCACUUGAUAACCAAGGAAAUCAAAACUCCAAGCAACACUUACCUCACUUUUCAAAGAGAGACAUGCUUGAACAGAACAAGGUUCCUGGGCUCUGUAGGUCUAGUUCUAUGGACUCUUUUUCUACAACCAAGAUCAAGCCCCUGGUGCCUGCCAGAGUCAGUGGCCUGAGCAAGAAGCAAGGAAGCAUCCAGAAGAGAAAACACCAUGAUGCCGAGAACAAGCCAGGACUGCAGAUAAAGAUCAGUGAGCUCUGGAAAAACUUUGGGUUUAAAAAAGAUUCUGAAAAGCUUCCUUCUUGUAAGAAGCCCCUGUCUCCAGUCAAGGACAAUAUCCAGCUCACUCCAGAGACAGAAGAUGAGAUCUUUAACAAGCCUGAGUGUGUACGUGCUCAGAGAGCAAUAUUUCCCUAAGUGCAGGCUGCUGCGUACAGGAUAAAUCUUAUCAACUGGAGAGAUGUAUUAUU
Molecule: messenger RNA, 2540 nt
Organism: Grammomys surdaster
Lineage: Eukaryota; Metazoa; Chordata; Mammalia; Rodentia; Muridae
Gene: Exo1
Product: exonuclease 1
Exons: 13
Coding region: 1-2487 (828 amino acids)
Biological process (GO): mismatch repair; DNA recombination
Cellular component (GO): nucleus
Molecular function (GO): DNA binding; 5'-flap endonuclease activity; 5'-3' DNA exonuclease activity
Source: RefSeq, a predicted model, not a curated record